CAUAGAAUCAAAUCGUCAAAUAAAGCCGAUUCAACAAACAAUAAAUAGAAAUAUUUAUAAUCAAAAUAUGCGAAAUUUUAAUGGAAUCUAUAGAACUAAUGGGAGAAAUCAAGAUCAAAGUGAUUACCAGAAAUAUAUUAAACGAUUUAUAAAGGAAGACUUAAAUAAAGAAUACGAAAGGAAUAAUAAUAACAAAUUUACAUUGCAUGGAGAAGAAAUAUUCGAUAUUGACGAAGAACAAAAUCCAGUUGAGAUAUUAGAUAUUAUUAAAAAUGAUGAUCCUUCGUAUCUCUUAAAUAAAGAAAAUUUAAAAGAUAAUUUAAAUAAAAACAAUUUAAAUGGAAUUGAUUUUAAAGACAACCGAAAAGACUUAUUCCAUAAACACCACAAUAAUAAUUAUCUACGUAAUAAGUAUAGUUACGAAAAUCUCAAUGAAGAUUAUGGAUAUCCAAGUUAUGAUGAUGAAAUGCUUGAUAUUAUAACACCAAAAGCUUUAGAUUAUGAUGAUCUUAUAUAUCGAAGAGAAGUUUCGUCAAAUACUAUUAAUAAUAGAAAUUUGGAAAAUUCUUCAUUAUAUCCCACAGUUUUAACUAAAGCUUUACAAAUAAGUUUAAAUCCAUCGGCUCCUUCACAUAUAGGAGGCAGUCUGUUGAGCAAUGUUGCCCAACAAUUAAAUACUAGUACUUUAGAUUUGGCUAAAGAAAUAACUAAAUCGGAAACUACAAAAAAUGGUGAUCAAUUUUCUCAAACUGUUCAGAGUUAUUUGACAAAUAAUAAUGCCGUUCCCACUGCUAGUAAUAAUAAACUGAAUCAACCUCUAAUAGAAACUAAAGAAACUUUAGGGGAAAAUCUACCAACUCGCUAUGAACAAAAUUUUAAAAACAGUAAGGAAGAUCUGAAAAAUGAAGAAACCUUUGAUGGCAUUACAACAUCAAGUUUAACAGAAAUUUUAGAUCGUGUCUUAAAUAAAUUGGAAAGUAUUUACGAUGGUAAAAGUAAUGAUUAUGAAGAUCAUCCAGAUGGGGCUCCUUGUGAUAUCAUCGGUUCUUGGAGUUCCUCCACUUUAGGCUUGUGUUUUAAUAUAGAAUUGGCCAAAGAUAAACUUCAUGAUAUUUCCCCAGCCGAAAUAAAUAAUAAGCUGCUAACGAUUAGUAUCGUGGAAUGUACUCCUCCAAAACAUCAUCAAAUUAUUGAUCUAGAUUGGAAAUUUACAGGCAGUGCCUUAAAACAAUUGGGAGGUCUUUUUUAUUUAUAUGGCCAGAAAAGAAGUGAAAGUGUUGCUGCAACAUUUUUGGGUUUCUGUCGCACUUGUGGGGGCAUUGAUACGAUUUUUGGUUCUUGGAAUUCUUUAUUCCCUUCUAAGGAUUGUAAUGAUAUAUCUUUGGCUUUUGACGUAAAGCGUGACGUUUUAAGACGUAUACGAAUGGAGGCGAAAAGGAAGGAACGUUUUAAGGAACUACUUUAUAAAAGUCAUCAUGGACAAAUUCCAUGA
This is a messenger RNA of Lucilia sericata (common green bottle fly), 1492 nucleotides long. Its product is annotated as dual specificity protein kinase splB. The record is from RefSeq and is a predicted model, not a curated record. Lineage: Eukaryota; Metazoa; Arthropoda; Insecta; Diptera; Calliphoridae. The transcript has 4 exons. Bases 68 to 1492 code for a protein of 474 amino acids.